Molecule: messenger RNA, 6660 nt
Organism: Neurospora crassa OR74A
Lineage: Eukaryota; Fungi; Ascomycota; Sordariomycetes; Sordariales; Sordariaceae
Gene: bni1
Product: cytokinesis protein sepA
Exons: 3
Coding region: 926-6379 (1817 amino acids)
Biological process (GO): actin filament bundle assembly; mitotic actomyosin contractile ring assembly; barbed-end actin filament capping
Cellular component (GO): cell division site; mating projection tip
Molecular function (GO): small GTPase binding; actin binding
Source: RefSeq, a predicted model, not a curated record
CUUCACCUCAGUCCAGUCUCGCUGCAACUUCUGAAUGGUCAUCUGCCUCUGCCUCUCCUUUUCCCGAGCUUGUCUCUAUAGCUGAUAAUUCGCGGGUGAGCCAGCCACCACCGGACAACGCUCCACCCGUCGUCGUUGCCAUUGCUCCUUUUCUUUCCCAAUCAUCGCUCAUAGAAGACCACCAUUCAUUUGCCGCCCGAUCUCAAAUCAACCUUCAAUUUCGUCCGAGUGGGUAACUAAGCCCGUCCAAGACAGGCCCUCCAGUGCCCCACGCGCGCGCGCGCUUCCACCCCAAAGUUAGGUACCGCCAACGACCUGGGCCAAAUCCACCAGACCCCUCGAACGGGAGAGUCCGUCCCUGACGAGCCCUGACGGUUUGACCAACGAACGGCAUUUUGUUCUUCUCCUAGUUCAGCCUCGGCGUAGCUGUCUAAGUACUCUGGCACUUUUGGUAGUGAGCGAGCUGAGCGUCGCAUACCUACCUACUCAUCACCCCUCCUUGCCGUCAGCCAGGUCGCCAGUAUACUGCCUCUACACUACACACUAGCAGGAAGGCCAUGCUCACCAACCGUUAUUGCCCGCAAAGAACAUGAUGCGAUCCACCCAGGGCCUCAGACACCGAGUCCAUUGACGGCAUUUGCUCCGUAUCCAUUUCAACGCACUCAUUUACCAAUUGACCCACCCGCGCAUUGAUUGCCUAUACAACUACCCACUCCGCGCCUCGAGACGAGACCCGACCCGGCCCGGCCCCUCGACACCCCUCGACGCCCCUCUACAGCGAUCCAGAUACCCACGAUACCCGCUCGCCUAUUGCUGAGGAACCACCCCCGAACAACACGUAGGCAGCUUGCGCUGCUGGGACUGUACUCUGGUGUACUGCCCUGCCGGUAGCGAAGCGGCCGCUUCACACAUCCCGUCCCGCGCCAUGUCCUCCCACGACAAGAAUGGGAGGGCUACCUCCUCGAGCGGCAAGGCCUCCUCCUUCUUCUCGAGAGCCACUGGCAAGAACAAGGCCGACAAACGGAACGCAAGCGAUGAGGGUGGCCGAUACCUUGCCGCCGACAACGACGCCGCCAGCACCCAUACCGCACGCAGUUCGCGCCAUUACCGGGACUCGUCUGUAAUAUCGCUGGACCGUCCCGACACGCCCGAAUCUGGCCUCAACAUGACGGCAGGGGUCGUCACGACGAUCCCCUAUGACCCUGUUUCCCCCGACAAUCGCUCCCCCGUCGCCCUCGACCACCUUCCCAGGCCCGACCAAAUGCCCCUAAGGCGAGAGCUAGUACCGCACCACCUCAACAAAGGCACUGGUGACUUCCACCAGUAUCCCACCAUCGACCAAAGCCCAAGCUCCCCCUAUAAUGGGCAGUCACCCAGCGCAUCAAGUUCGCGCUCAACUCUCGCUACUGCUAACAUCACCAUGGCCUCCACGGGCCGCCAGGCCCAGUUUCAGCAAUGGGGACCACCGAGAGAGAGCAGUUUGCCCGGGUACAAUUCCAGAGGCCACUCGUACAUGACAACCCGCAGUUCGGGCGACAAUGCCAGCAUCUACUCAGGUAGGGACGGACACUACCAAGAAGCCCCAGGAACCAGCCAUCGCUCAUCCAGGAUAGGACUCCCUAGUACUUCGUCUCAGUCAUCCUACCUUUCUCCCCAUGCCCAUAAGGACAGAGAUACCCAGCGGUUAACCAAGGUCGCUGCCGGCCACCAGGGCUCCGAAGGAUUCAACUUUCCCAAGCCAGACGAUGACAAUGUGAUUGAACAGAUGUUCAUAAACCUGAUGCAAAAGCGAGGAUGGCACAACCUCCCGGACCAGGCCAAGCGCCAGAUGAUCGCAUACCCCGCCGCGAAGAAAUGGACCUUGAUUUACCAGGAUCGACUCACCGAGUGGCAGGGCGAACAGAAGCGCAGACAGACGGCCAAGAUUGGCCAAUACAGCAAUGUCGAUAUUACCCAAUCCUCCGAUGACGAAGGCAGCCCCGAGUGGUAUGUGCGCAAGGUCAUGGAAAACGCUCUGGACAGCAAAGGGCUCGGAGGACUCGAAGUCAACCUUCGGACACAGCAGAUCGGCUGGGUCAAGCGCUUCAUCGACUGUCAGGGACAGAUCGCCUUGACCAAUGUCCUGCUAAAGAUGAACCGAAAGACUGCCUAUGGACCUGCUCAGCCGGAUAAUGGAAGAUUGGAUAAGAAUUUGGACCGAGAAUAUGACAUUGUCAAAUGUUUGAAGGCUCUUAUGAACAACAAGUUUGGCGCAGACGAUGCGCUAGCUCACCAACAGGUUAUUGUGGCUCUGGCCACCUCCCUUAUAUCACCUCGGCUCACCACCCGGAAGCUUGUCAGCGAAGUCCUGACAUUCCUCUGCCAUUGGGGCGAAGGCAAGGGCCAUGUCAAGGUCAUCGAGGCCAUGGACGUCGUUAAGGCCCAGCAAGGCGAAAACGGGCGCUUCGAUGCUUGGAUGCGUCUUGUUGAGGUCACCGUCGACGGCCGCGGGAAGAUGGGCAGUUUGGUCGGUGCUAGUGAGGAGGUACGAAGUGGUGGCAUUGGCAUGGAGAAUCUGCUCAUGGAAUACGCCGUUGCUACCCUCAUCUUGGUCAACAUGUUGGUCGAUGCCCCUGAGAAGGACCUGCAGCUGCGCAUACACAUUCGGGCUCAGUUUACGGCCUGUGGCAUCAGGCGUAUCCUGAACAAGAUGGAGGCCUUUCAGUAUGAGCUGAUUGACAAGCAAAUCGAGCGGUUCCGCUCCAACGAAGCUAUCGACUAUGAGGAUAUGCUCGAGCGUGAGAACAGCAGCAUCAAAGAUAGUAUCGAGGGUGAGGUUAAGGACCUCAACGACCCGGUACAAAUUGUAGAUGCUAUACAGCAGCGGCUUAAUGGAACCAAGACACAGGACUACUUUGUAUCUGCUCUCCAGCAUUUGCUGUUGAUCAGGGACAAUGAUGGCGAGGAGAGAUUACGCAUGUUCCAGCUGGUGGACUCUAUGCUCAGCUACGUAGCUAUGGACCGCCGGUUGCCGGACAUGGACCUCAAGCAGAGUCUCAACUUCACCGUUCAAAGUCUGUUAGAUAAGCUCCAUACCGACUCUGAAGCACGUCAAGCUCUAGAUGAGGCCCUCGAAGCCCGGCAGAUAGCUGAUGCCGCUAUGGCGGAGAGGGAUGAGAUGAAGGAGAGACUGGCCUUGGGAGCUGAUGGUCUGGUGGCUAAGCUACAAAAGCAGAUUGAUGAGCAAGCCAUGUUCAUCGAGGCCCAGAAAAGGCGUGCUGAGGGUCUCAAGUCGGAGCUUGCCAGUUUGCAGACCCUGCGGGCAAAGGAGGCGCAACGCUACGAGCUAGAGACCCGCGAACUGUACCUCAUGCUUCGCGACGCUCAAGAUGUAGCUGCCUCCAAUGCCACCAAGGGCAACGCUAAGCUUGGUGAGGAAGACGUGGCCCGCAUGCAAGGCAUCCUCGAUCGCGAGAGGCUUCUGGAGCGCCUGCAAAUGCAGAUCGAGCGCCAAAAGACGCAGUUCAAGCUUGAAGGAAGAGUAUGGGGCGAAGUGAUCGGCCCUUCGGAUAGGCUCCGAGCUCUUCGGGAGGAGAUGGAUGGCUUUGGCGACGACACACCGGAGGUUGUGCCACCCAAGGACUUCACCAACAGCAUGCUUGGUAGCGUCAAGAGGUCGACCAGAAUACCCAGAAAGCCUGUUGGUUCCCGGUCAGACCAUGUCGAGGACGUCCUAGAGGAGAGCGAUGUCGAGAUUGGGGACGACGGCGAGAUCGUGUACGAGAAGCCUCGCGUGGUCAAGAUCAGGAGGCCUGUCGUGGACCCCAAGCAGACCAAUGGUAUGUUCAACGAACUCACUGGGAAGGUCAGAAGGUACGAUGCCAGCGACUCCGAGGAAGGAGAUGGUAUCACAACCGGUCCCUCACAUCCCAGCAUGGAGUCCCAGACACCCAUCACACCCAGCGAUACCGAGACUCCCAAAAUUCAAGUUACCGAUGCUACCGGACCGUCUGCGCCAGCCGCGGCAUCAGGCCCUCCACCUCCACCACCCCCGCCGCCUCCGCCUCCGCCGCCCCCUGGCUUCCUCCCUGGCGCCCCAGCUCCGAUUCCCGGCGCGGGCGGGCCUCCUCCGCCGCCGCCGCCUCCUCCUCCUCCUCCGCCGCCGCCAGGAGGCCUUCCGGGUGCUGCUCCUCCGAUGCCUGGCGCUGGUGGUCCACCGCCGCCGCCGCCGCCACCACCUCCUCCGCCAAUGCCUGGUAUGGCUGGUAUGCCACCACCUCCACCUCCGCCCCCUCCCAUGCCUGGUAUGCCUGGUAUGCCACCACCACCACCUCCUCCCAUGCCAGGUCCUGCUUCGGGCCGCUUCUUGGCACAGAACGCCGGGCUUCCCACGACCAAUUCUGUUGGGCUACCUGUCGUCCGGCCCAAGAAGAAGCUCAAGGCUUUCCAUUGGGACAAGGUCGACACGCCACUGGCAACGCACUGGGCGGCACAUACACCGUCCCCUGAGUCGAGGGAAGAAAAGUAUCAUGAGCUCAGCAAGAAGGGUAUUCUGGACGAAGUUGAGAAGUUGUUCAUGGCGAAGGAGAUCAAGAAGCUUGGCGGUGGAGGUGCCAAGAAGGAUGACAAGAAGCAGAUUAUCUCCAACGAUUUGCGCAAGGCAUUCGAAAUCGCGCUUGCCAAAUUCUCACAGUUCCCUGUUGAGAAGGUGGUGCAGAUGAUCAUUCACUGCGACAAAGACGUGCUCGACAACCCGGUCGUCAUGGAUUUCCUGCAGAAGGAUGAUCUUUGCAACAUUUCGGAUAACACUGCCAAAGUUAUGGCACCAUAUAGCAAGGACUGGACUGGACCAGAUGCCGGCAAAGAUACCCGAGAACAGGAUCCUAACGAGCUCACAAGACAGGAUCAGAUAUAUCUGUAUACGGCGUUCGAACUUCAUCACUACUGGAAGAGUAGGAUGAGGGCCCUUGCACUGACUCGCAGCUUCGAACAAGAAUACGAGGAGAUUACUGAAAAGAUGCGCGCCGUUGUAGCAGUGUCCGAAUCUUUGAGAGAUUCCGUGUCCCUUAUGAACGUACUCGGCCUCAUCUUGGAUAUCGGUAACUAUAUGAACGAUGCGAACAAGCAAGCCCGCGGUUUCAAACUCUCUUCUCUUGCCAGACUCGGCAUGGUGAAGGACGACAAGAACGAGUCGACGCUUGCGGAUCUCGUCGAACGUAUUGUGCGCCAGCAAUACCCAGAGUGGGAAGAUUUCGCCAAGGACAUCGAGGGCGUUAUUGCGGCCCAGAAGAUCAACAUCGAACAGCUUCAGGCUGAUGCCAAGAGGUAUAUCGACAACAUCAAGAACGUGCAAAUGUCUCUUGACUCAGGCAAUCUCUCCGAUCCGAAGAAGUUCCAUCCCCAGGAUCGCGUGUCGCAGAUUGUGCAGAGGGUCAUGAAGGAUGCUCGGUUCAAGGCAGAGCAAAUGCAGUUGUAUCUGGAAGAGAUGGUGCGCACAUACAACGACAUCAUGGUCUUUUACGGCGAAGACCCGUCAGACGACAAUGCUCGUCGCGAAUUCUUUUCCAAGCUGGCGUCAUUCAUCACGGAGUGGAAGAGGUCGCGCGAGAAGAACAUUCAACUGGAAGAGCAGCGUAAGCGGAACGAGGCAUCGAUGAAACGCAAGAAUGCCCAGUUCAAGGCUUUGCAAGCGAGCGAGGCACAAGGACCGGCAAGCCCAACGAGUACGGGGGCGAUGGACAGCUUACUCGAGAAGCUCAGAGCGGCUGCUCCGCAAACCAGAGACCAAAGAGACAGGAGGAGGAGAGCACGUCUCAAGGACCGACAUCAAGUCCGCAUCGCUUCAGGCCAACAAGUACCAGAUUUCAACGAAAUCCCCGAGGUGGAAGCUGCCCUCCAAACUGGCAAGAGUGCUGCAUCCGCGACCACGGACGACGACGGCGCCGGCAACGGUCUUGUCAGCCCCGAUGCCCUACCGCCAACAAAGGAGGCUCCCGAUGCGGAGGAAGACGACGUCGCUCGACGCGCAGCUGCAUUGUUGCAAAGCUUCCAGGGUGGAGACGGGGCGGAAGAUGAUGCAGAAAAGAGGGAAAGUUUGAGGAAGUCGAGGAGACAGACUGCGGCAGAGGAGAGGAACAUGAGAAGGCGGAGGAGAGAAAAAGCCCAGACUAGCACGGCUGGGGAGGAAGGGAAGGACGAGUCAACAGCGGCAGAUGGAUCAGAAGCCGCGCCUUCAGCUAGCGCUGAGGACCUUUCAGCUGCCGAAGCCAAGACGGAUGGGCCAUCAUCACCACGACCAGGCACAGCGACGGGUGCCGAGGCAUCGGAGGAGACUGAGACUACACCUACGGCGACGGCGACGGACACGAAUCCUGAAGAAAGUAAAGAAACAACAGGAUGAUGAGGAGAUGUUGCAUGUCGCUUGUUCUGUAUCAUUCGAAGUUUUAUCAAGUUCUGUUUGCACAUUGUACACAUCAAGCAGCAUGAUGCAAGCUUUGACAAAGUCGAAAAUGGAGAACGCAGUCCCGAUAGUGCACAAACAGAGCCUCAUAUUGAAAAGAGUACGUAAUGUCUACUGAGAAGGAGCCAUUUUAAGGUGGAGUUGAAGUAGAAGUUGAGGACCAAGAGGUUUCUGAGACCAUGGCUUUUUCGUAGCUAAAGAAUUCUAGCUGAUUGUGUGGA